AAAAUAAUGAUCGGAAACACCGUGGCGGUGGCUCGAGCGCCGACUGGCCGACACACAACAUAGCCCAUCGGUUGACUGCGGAAUCUCCGCAGUCGCCAAUCAGUUAUGCGCCCUUACUUAGGCACCCGUCGCUGCUUUCCGUACUUGUUUCACUCUUGCAUGCAGGUCAGACACUGCUAGCUGGUUAGCAUGCGCAACUACCUGCUAGCCAACAAUGUCAACAUCUACUUCCACAGGAAAAGAGCGCUGCGCAUCGCCGCCUUUACGGGUGUGCUGCUUACUCUGUUCCUCCUCCUUAGACGCACGCUGGAGGACGUCGAUGAUAUCGGGCUGUCCGAGUUAGCUCUAUCUGCACAGCUCAUUGAAUUCUCUCAAUACCUCCCUUUCAAAGCGGCACGGCUUCCUCUUCCAUCGCCACCCCGAACACCAUUACGACCAGUCCGCGAGCUACCAGACCCGUGCCUCGAGGCUCAUUUCGCCCACGGCGAGCUCUGCCACGCAGAGCAGAUUCAACCUGUCGACAUACUGUGGACAUGGGUGAAUGGUUCUGAUGUGCUCUUGGACGAGGCGAAGAGCUCUGCGCAGAGCCAUUACAGCUCAAACGAUCCGUACAGACUUACGAAGGCGACCAGUCAGGCGCGGAUGUAUCGCGACCAUGACGAGCUUCGAUACUCCAUGCGGUCUGUUCUCACCAACUUCAAAGGCCACGCGAGCCGUUUUCGCCUCCUCACAUCCGACUUUCCCAUGCCCGACUGGGUGGCAGAUAAGCUGGAAAUUCACGACCCGAAGUCGUGGAGGCUGGGCCAGAUGCCACAAUGGCUGGAUUUGAACAAGAGAACAGCGUCGAACAAGUGGGAGGAAAGCAGCGUUGAGCUCUCUAUUGUUCAUCAUGCAGAAGUCUUCCGUCCGUACGUUGGCACGAAUUUCAACAGUCUAGCCAUCGAGUCACAGUUCAGUAAUGUCGACAAUUUAUCUGAAUACUUUAUCUAUGUGAAUGAUGAUAUGUUCAUGAUGAACGAACUAUCUACCGUCAGCUUUUACACCUCAUCAUACGGCCUUGUGAUACACAUGCAACCGGAUCUCCUCGUCAAACCAGCAAGAGUGACUGACCGAACGAUAGGUGAAUGGCGGAGCCUCAGUGAGACCAACUAUCUGCUAAGCCAACGCUUCGGCGCCCGCUACCGCCCGUACGUCUCGCACGAGCCCAAGACUGCCUCCCGCGCACUCCUACACGAGAUGGCGGUGAUGUGGCCCGAGUCGUUCGCGAAGACCGCGACGCACACGUUCCGCGAGACCGAGCGUGGCGACGGAGAUGUCUACGCACUCUUCAUGCAUGCGCACUUUGUCGUCGAGCGUGCAAGGGAGGCUCUGUUGUGGGCUUGGGUCGUCGCGCGUGUGGGUGGCGUCGACGGCAACUGGGGCGAAAAGGAGGCAGCGCAAGCGUGGGCAGAGUUGGGCGGCGUGUUGGAUGAGAAAGAAUUGGCCGUUCAGAGUGGGUUCCGAGAUACGAUGGUGAAGGAGCGCGUCGCCAAGGUCCUAAAGGAAGGUGGCUUCAAGCCGCAAAGUCUGACUUCGUAUGCUUUCUCAUCGCUGGAUGGAUAUCCGUAUUCGGACCUGGGCACCAGGGGACAAAAACACUGGCCCGUAUUCACACCCGGCAUGGAUGAGAAACGACUCCCCUCGUGCAGGAUCUCAUUUGACGAAUGCUUCUCGCCCACUGCUGGUAAUCGCGCCAGCGAUAUCUUCAAAGGUAUCGCCUUCGAUAAGAUGCAGUGUGGCGAUUGCGUCAUAAAGGCACUUGUCCGAGCUAGCGGCAGCCAGGGCGUCUCCGCAUUCCUGCCUCUCCCGAAGUUAGUCAUGCCUCCGGUCACCGCGCCAGCAGCCGGCGCACCUCGAAUAGACGAUGAGCCUCAUCUACCACUGGUGCACGAUUGGCACGAUGGCGACUUCUCUUUGCGCGCUGUCGUAGGCACCACACAUGAAGUCAAUGUGCGACACUGGAUUUUGCAGCUGAUGCAACGCUACCGAUACGUAAUAGGAGACACGCCGUCAGUGUUUGAACGGCUUACAAGUCCCGGACAGGUAUCCUCUAUGCUGAAAAGAAUUGAGCGGACCUCGAACGUCGCUCUGCUAUGUCUGAACGAUGAUGUCACGAAAGAGAGUUGGAACGACCAGGUCACCGACGUUCUCAAAACCUGGUUCGACAGUCAUUGGGGACAACCUGCUGCGUGGGAGCAGCAAUAUUAGCAUCUCGCACUUGUACACCAGCAUUCAUUGCACAUUCUCGGUUUCCUUCUGCUUGGUUAAAUGAUUUAUCUGCGGGAUCCUGACAAUAAUUCUUUAUGCUUUAAAUGUCAGUUCGUCCGUCCAGCGCAUUCGCAAUAUCCCUGCAAACAGCGACUGUAAUGCAGAGACCUGAGCAUGGCCGCUAUCCUUUCGCCAC
Laetiporus sulphureus 93-53 is the source of this 2443-nucleotide messenger RNA. RefSeq lists its product as uncharacterized. Gene Ontology annotation, biological process: N-glycan processing to lysosome; carbohydrate phosphorylation. Lineage: Eukaryota; Fungi; Basidiomycota; Agaricomycetes; Polyporales; Laetiporaceae. Gene Ontology annotation, molecular function: UDP-N-acetylglucosamine-lysosomal-enzyme N-acetylglucosaminephosphotransferase activity. The record is from RefSeq and is a predicted model, not a curated record. Bases 190 to 2247 code for a protein of 685 amino acids. The transcript has 10 exons. Gene Ontology annotation, cellular component: Golgi apparatus.